AUGGCGCUUCUCCUUCACCAGGACAGCCUCCUCAACGACAUGUGGCUCGUGUGCCCAGGGCAAUGCGGCCAUCGUAUGCGACAGCAGUGUGUCGGGCCAACGGUGAUCAAGACCACACUCAUGAUCGAACACAAGGCGGUUGCUGUCGAACAUCUUGCGGAGGUGUCACCCGAUGAGCUGCCAGACAUUCUACGAGCACACCUGAGAAGGGGGAAUCGGCGCCUUCCGGCAAGCGCCAACACGCUGUUGCCGACACUCUUCGGAAACCAUCGCCCCACCCCAGCACAACAGCAGCUCCUCACGCCUCUGACAACACCGACACCGAGUAGCAGCCCUGCACCCAUCAUCGCCAGCAUCGGCAAGGUAGGAUACAAAGGCCCGCGAGGAAACGCAUACACCAGCAAAAGGCAUGACGUACCUCAGCAUAAGGCGAUGCUGAGGGCUCUGCCUGGUGUUCAAAUGGUGCAGAUUGAUGGUGCGUCGGGCCUUGUGGAAGUGAAACACGAGACCUACGGGAAAUGGAGCGAGAUCCGCUUCUGCCCCAUCACCUUCAUCGUGUGCACCACCGUGUUUCUUCGUCGCGUCCAUCAUCAUGGCCGUGUGUGGCCGGACUUCUGGGAUGCGCGCAUGAUUGACGGCAUGUCGCGACGCAUAACCCCAUCCUCAUGCUGCUUGGCGUGGUCGCCUUCAUUUCCCGGUUGGCCGUUUUCUCGUCUCCGUGGCGCAGUCCACCAUCCACCUCCCACGAGUACUUUGACUUGUGGUGGUGGUGGUGGCGACCUCUUCUUUGAGACCGGCAUUCUCCCUCUUCACCUUUGUGUCGCUCGGGCGGUACAUCGAACACCUCGCCAAAGGCAGCACCUCCAGCCUGCCGAAGGAAGAUAUAGUCAAGGCAACCGCGUGGAGGAGCGAAUUGACACGGAGCUCGUGCAGCGCGGCGACAACAUGAAGGUGCAUGGUGGCUGGCGACAAAGUGCCUGUGGAUUUGAUGGACGCGUGCUGGGAGGUGCAGGUGAAAUGGACGAGGCCAUGAUCACGGGGCGAAUCAACACUCGUCUCGUCUCCAAAGGCGUUGAUGACAUUGUCAUCUGA
Salpingoeca rosetta is the source of this 1092-nucleotide messenger RNA. RefSeq lists its product as uncharacterized. Bases 1 to 1092 code for a protein of 363 amino acids. The transcript is spliced from 8 exons. The record is from RefSeq and is a predicted model, not a curated record. NCBI's taxonomy places the organism in Eukaryota, Choanoflagellata, Craspedida, Salpingoecidae.